AGGAGGCCGAUGUGGGACUCGAUCCCGGGACUCCAGGAUCAUGCCCUGGGCCGAAAGCAGGUGAUCCCGCUAAGCUAUCCAGGGAUCCCCAUUCUCUAUUUUGUUCUUUCUUUUUCUUUUCUAGAUACUGGUUGUAACUUUCUGAGAGGCACUAGCAAGUUUUAAAAUUGAUGUCUUAGGGGAUAAGAUGAUUAUCUCUGGACAAAGUCUCAGCAAGGGUUGGCUCUCCCGUAAUCCUUGGACUUUUGCAUGCCUGGUUAUCACCCCAACAGACUUUUGCAUGCCUGUUAUCACCCUAACACGGAGAAACUUUGGGAGAUAGGUAAUAUAGCUAUAUGUAAAAGGCCAGAGGUUGGGCAAGGACGCCCCACAGCCAAGGUUAGGUCAAUAGAGCUGGGUGCUCUCAGUGACAUAGCAGGGCCAAAGGGUGGGGACUUGUGGUUGAGAUCUUGAGACACAAAAGCAGAGCCUUUUCCUGGGGACUUGUGAUGUGAGCUCAGCUACCCAGCCAGCCUGGACUGGGUAGAGCUUUCAUGGUCUUUUCCCUGUCAGUCUGUUGAAAGUUCAGGAGACUGACAUGUUAACCCUGAGGGGAGAUACUACUUCUCCAGGCAAAAGGAUAUAUCAUGCUUUGGAUAAGCACUGGGGACAGAGUUCUCGAGGAAGGGAAUAGCUAGCUGUCUCCUAGUCACAGGAGAAAGGAGAGGACAUGUGACUGACUGGGCCUCCUGACCGCAGGUCUUCCCAAGUGACCAGCUGUUUGAGUGAAAGUGGCUCCAUUCCCACCAUGGUUCUUGGCACCAACAUUCAGAGAAUGCCUACCAGGUGUCAGGCACUGAUCCGGAAGCCAAGGUUAGGGUAUCUAUGACAUCAUGGAGUUCACAGUGUAACUGGGGGAGGCAAUUUAAUUAAAUAAAAAGUCAGUCCAGGAAGAUGGGUGCAAGAAGGUACUGUGGUAAUACAGAUAAGAAAAAUCUUUGGUGGUAGUGGCCUCAAUUCUGACUUCCCAGAGAAGGAUGCCUGUAGAACUUAGAAUUAGUAUACUUCUUCUUCUUCUUCUUCUUUUUUUUUUUUUUAAGAUUUUAUUUAUUUAUUCAUAAGAGAUAGAGAGAGAAAGAGAGAAGCAGAGACACAGGCAGAGGGAGAAGUAGGCUCCAUGCAGGGAGCCUGCUGUGGGACUUGAUCCCGGGACUCCAAGAUCACGCCCUGGGCCAAAGGCAGGCACUAAACCACUGAGCCACCCAGGGAUUAUUAGCAAGGGGAGCAGGGCUCGCCAGGCCACAGGACUGGUGGCAUAAAGGCUGCCGUGUGUGAAGCAGUAAGCAGGGCUGAGCUUUCAGCCAGUACUUUGGUACUGACAAACAGUAGAGAGCAUCUGAAGGGGGUUAAGGAGCUCAGUUAGUCUCGUUAGAUCUGAGUUUUAGAAAGGUCACUCUAGGGUAGAGGAUGGGUUGGUCAGGGGUCAUUUUGGCUGCUGCACUGCUCUGAUUGAGAAGUGAUGAUAACAUGAAGAGGCGAUUUGGUCCAGGGUGUGAUCCUGGAGUACCAAGAUCAAGUCCCGCAUCGGGCUCCUUGCAUGGAGCCUGCUUCUCCUUCUGUGUAUGUCUCUGCCGUGCUCUGUGUUUCUCAUAAAUAAAUAAAAAUCUUAAAAAAAAAAAAACACGAAGAGGCAAAGAGAGAUUUAGAAGAAGCAGUUCAUAGGAUUAAAUAACUGGUUAUGGAAUGGAGGAAAAGGAGGACUUUGAGAUUUCUCGCAUAGAUGUAUGAAGUGCAGUCAGGCACAAAGAAAGGAAAAAUGGAAACAGCAACUUUUAGGGAAGAAGACAGUUGAAGGGGUUAGAAAUGGCAUUUGAGUGUCCCUGUAUGCAAGGUAAUUAUCUAUUUACUUCCUCCUAUUUACAUAUCUAUGUAUAUUCCCAUUUAACUUGCAUAAAGACUUGAGUUAAAUAAUGUGAUUCCAGUUUUUCAGAUUUCUGGGUUAGAUGCAUGAUACAGUGCAGUAGAAGAGCCAGCAAUUUUGAAUAAAUUGCCUGACUUUCUGGUUUGAACACGCUAAAUUGGAGGUGCCUGUUGAGUUUCCAAAUGAAAAAGAACAGAAAAAAGAUGACUGUAUAAUUUGGGGCUCACAAAGUCAUUUUGGUUAGAGUUUGGGCUACGCCUUUGAAAAUGUAUCUUGACUCCUUGAUUAUUUUCGGGGUACCUGGGCAGCUCAGUGGUUGAGCAUCUGCCUUUGGCUCAGGGUAUGAUCCUAGGGUCCUGGGAUUGAGUCCUACAUCAGGCUCCCCAUGGGGAGCCUGUCUCUCUCUCUCUCUCUGUGUCUCUGCCUCUCUCUGUGUCUCUCAUGAAUAAAUAAAAUCUUAAAAAAAAAAAAAACCUUCAUUUUUUUUUUUUCAAACAAAAUCUUACUCUUAUUCCUGUCUUGUCUAGGACAAGCUUCAGUGAAUUUUAACUAUCAUGAACUUGCUUUUCAUCAUUCAUCUAUUUUGCCUUGGACUAUACAUACUGGCAUACCUUCAGAUGCUGUUUGGUUUGGUUCAGUUCUAGACCACCACAAUAAGGUGGUCAUAAAAUCAUAAUAUCAUAAAUAUGGUAAAGGGAGUCAAAUGAAUUUCUUGAUUCCCCAGUGCAUAUAAAAGUUACAUUUACACUAUACUGUAAUCUAACAAGUGUGCAAUGGCAUUAUGUCUAAAAAAAUGUACAUACCUUAAUUUAAAAAUAAUUUAUUGCUAAAAAAUGCUAACCAUCACUCCAGCUUUCAACAAGUCACAAUCACCUGGUCACAGAUCACCAUUACAAAUAUAUUAAUGAGGGACACCUGGGUGGCUCAGCUGUUGAGCAUUUGCCUUUGGCUCAGGGCGUGAUCCCAGAGUUCUGGGAUGGAAUCCCACAUUGGGAUCCCCACAGGGAGCCUGCUUCUCCUUCUGCCUAUGUCUCUGCCUCUUUCUCUGUGUCUCUCAUGAAUAAAUAAAUAAAAUCUUUAAAAAAAAAACAAAAUAAAUAUAUUAAUGAAAAAGUUUGAAAUAUGAGAAUUACCGAAAUGGGACAUGAGGAGAGCAAAUGCUGUUGGAAAAAAUGGCAACCCUUGCUUGCCACAAACCUUCAACUUGUAAAAAAGGGAGUGUUUGGAAACUGCAAUAAAACAAAGUGACCUCGCAAGCUACUGCAAAUCAAUAUAUUCAUGGACAAACCCAUGUGAGAUUUUGAACUAUGGCACUGCACUCUCACAAAAAGAAGUACAUGGAAUAGCUGCCUGAGGCCAAUCACCUAAGUUAACGAAGGAUGCCAGUGUGGGCAAAUUGUGAUGUGCUGGCAUCCUCAUUCUACAGUGUGUUCCACUCUUUCUUGCAAUCUCAGAAAAAGAUGGUGUUAAAAGAAAAUAUUUUGUGAAACAAGAAGCUCCUACUUUUUUAAUGACUAACAUGUAUUGUUAAGAUGGACAUCUGUUCUGCAAGAUACACAGUUCUGUGGUCUCGAAGAAGCAAGCGCCCAUUCAAAACCAAUCCUAAAUAAAAACAGACCUGAAUGGAUGUCAGAAUGUUUGUUAGUGGCAGAAGAGUAAAAAAAUGGCAGUUUGUUCAGCUCUUUGCCACUUGUUUUGUACUAAGCCUCAUGUUUUUUUGGGACCCAAUCGAUAAUCACAUUGUGAGCCAUAUGAAGUCCUACUCCUACAGAUACCUCAUAAACAGCUAUGACUUUGUAAAUGACAGCCUGUCUCUUAAGCAUAGUGCAGAUGGAGCUACUCGCUACCAGUACUUGAUUAACCAUGAGGAGAAGUGUCAGGCACAAGACAUCCUCCUUUUACUGUUUGUAAAAACUGCUCCUGAAAACUACAAUCGACGUCAUGCGAUUAGAAAAACAUGGGGCAAUGAGAAGUAUGUUCAGUCUCAACUUAAUGCCAACAUCAAAACUCUGUUUGCUCUAGGAACACCUACUAACCCAUUGACAAGGGGGGAACUGCAAAGAAAACUGGUUUGGGAAGAUCAAAUGUACAAUGAUCUAAUUCAGCAAGACUUUGCUGAUUCUUUCUAUAAUCUUACUCUUAAAUUACUUCUGCAGUUCAGAUGGGCAAACAGCUUUUGUCCACAUGCCAAAUUUCUUAUGACUGCUGAUGAUGACAUCUUUAUUCAUAUGCCAAAUCUUAUUGAAUACCUUCAAAGUUUAGAAAAAAUGGGUGUUCAGGACUUUUGGAUUGGUCGGGUUCAUCGUGGUGCUCCUCCUGUAAGAGACAAACGCAGCAAAUACUAUGUCCCCUAUGAAAUGUAUCAGUGGCCGGCUUACCCUGACUAUACUGCUGGAGCCGCCUAUGUGAUCUCCGGUGACGUAGCCGCUAAAGUCCACGAGGCAUCACAGACACUUAACUCAAGUCUUUACAUAGAUGAUGUGUUCAUGGGCCUGUGUGCCAAUAAAAUGGGGAUAGUACCACAACACCAUGUGUUUUUCUCUGGGGAAGGUAAAACUCCUUAUCAUCCCUGCAUCUAUAAUAAAAUGAUGACAUCUCAUGGACAUGUUCAAGAUCUUCAGGACCUCUGGAGGGAUGCCACAGACCCGAAAGUAAAAACAGUUUCAAGAGGGUUUUUUGGUCAAAUAUACUGCAGGAUAAUUAAGAUAGUUCUCCUUUGCAAAUUGACCUAUGUGGACACAUAUCCUUGUAGGGCCGCCUUUGCCUAACGGUACUUGAAUGUUCUAUGUUUUCACUGUCACUGAGCCAAACUGGAUGAAAAAAACUUUAGAUAUUUGUCGAUACCUUAAGUAAAAUGAUUAUAAAAAAAACAAAGAAAUGUUUUGAAAACUCAGUCUAUCAGAAUGUUUCUUUGAUUCUAGAAGCUAUUCAGUGUAACUUACCUACUUCAUUGCCUAGAUUCAUUUCAAGGAAUUUAUAUUUAGAAAAGAUUUAUGAAAACAAAGCUAAAGGGAAAUUCAAGUUCUCACUUAAUGCCAUGUGUAUACUGGAGGCAUAGAGAAGUUAUUAAGGUGCUUUGGUGUUAGGGUAACUGCUUUUAGAAAAUACCAAGUGAAUGUAUAGUACAACAUUUCAAAGAAAUGAAUAUAUUGUUGGACCAGGUUUACAAAUUAGUUUUUAUUAGAGAGCACUUGACGGGGGAAAUGGAGGCCAGGGGAAGAUUGGCAUAGGAGAACGUACUUGAACCUGGUAAAAGAAAGUUCCUGUUCUUCAGAGAAGAUUUGGGAAAAUGUACACGAUUUCUUUAUAAAUAACCAAAUCACUUAUUGUCCCAUCCAUGUAGCUAAUUUACCUAGAUAGUGUUGUCAUUUAAAAUAUAGCUUUUUUUUUUCAAAGUUUAAUGUGAAAUUUGAGCUAUCAUUUGCUCUUCCCUAACUGGUACUUCAUGUGGGUUUUCUUGAUUAUUAGAAGUGACACAAAAUAUGGGCAGUUUGUUACUCACAGGGUCUUUCUCUAGGGAGAAAUCAUUGUUAAUUCAAAUAAGCCAAUUUUAAUGAAUUUUCAGUUGGUUUUUAAAUAUUCAAUAUUGGUCUGUUUUUAAGGUAGUUAUUUGAAUGUAAUUUGCACAAAGGGAUAUAAUAAUGAAGACAACUUCAAAAAGAAAAAUAGAACAUUAGAAGCCUCCCUUUCUGUAAUUUAUAAAACAGAAUUCUUAGUUUAUAAAUUAUUGUAAUGAUGACUAAAAUUAGCCUACCCCUUCUCAACAAGGUCUCAUUAACCACAGUACUUUGUUCCAAGUUCAGAUUUUAAAACUGAGUGUUCAGCAUCAAAUCAAAGCUAUUUUAUCUUUUAAAAAUCAGUUCUUUCAUCAAAAUGACUAUUGGAGGUGUCAUCAACUCUGAAAUAUUUCACAUUUGAAAGCAGAAUGAAGUGAUAGAAAAGUCACCAGGAUAAGGUUUUAAAUACUUGUGAAACUUCAUAUAUUCAAAGAGAUGUGGCUGAGCUCUCUAAAAGAGGAAGUUGCAUUGUUCUUACAGAGCAGGAUAAAAAUGUGGCCAUGAUGCAACAACCUCCCCUCACUACAGAAAGAACUAGGUGAUGUCCAUUGUCGCAGGGAUUAUAUCAAGUCCAAAAUGGUGACUUCAGCAAAAGCAGUUGAACUGAUUAUAAAACCCCUCUCUGCAGAGGUGCCUGUUAGGGAAAACUAAGAUGUCUCAUUUCAUUAAAUGUCUGAAAUAUGCAAAAGAAAAAAAAACUAAAAGAAUUCUUGGUAAACACAACUGGAUGAUGAUAAAUACUGUAAUUUUUUGCAGAUAGCUUUUUAAUGUUUACAGAAAUUUUUCGUUAAUUUUUUUCCUAUUUUGAAAACUGAGGCUUGUUUACAUUAAUUGCUCAGAUAAUUUAGAAUUUUUAACUAAUGUCGAAACCACAGUGUCAACCAUUCUAGGUUUGUAGUUACUUUCAGAGUAGGUCAGCGUUUUUAGAUCAUUACAGUUUAAAUUUUCUGACCAAUUUUAAAAACUAUAGGUAACCAAAUCACAUUUUGACAAAGCUGGUUUAUAAUUAAUUUUUAUUAGUUUGAUUCUUUAAUAACCAUUUGCCUUUUGGCCAUACACCCUGUGUAUCUAUACCUGUAACUGUUUAAAUUUUCCAUUGGUUGAAAACAUAAGUGUCUCUCUGGCCAUUGAAAUUAUCUUGUUUACAGCAAUACUUUUGUGAAGCAAUUAUUUAUUUGCAAGAGCUCUCCUCAACUGUGUUCAUCUUUUCAUUUUUGCUUCGAAUAGAAUGGAACAGAUUUAAAUUUAAAGGAAAUAUGAAGGCACUUCCUUUUUUAAUAAGAAGGAAAUUGCUAGAUGCUUCCUUCAGUAGAUUUAAAGUACUGAGAAGACUAUUUGUAAAUAAAAGGAUUCCAGCCUUUUAAAAAAAGAAGGAAAAAACUUUUUGGUGCUCUAAUGCAGGGCUGUCUCAAAAAUCGUCAACAAAGGGAAAAUAACUAUCAGCCUGGAUGGUCACUUGAGUAUAUGACGGUUGUACACAGUAUUAUUGCUAAAACCUUUUUACCUCUUGGUUGAUUUGCAUCUUUUUUCCAUAUUAUUAAUUUUAUACCAGUAUGUUAAAUAUUUAUAUUAUUUGAAUUUUGCUCUUGUAUGGCAAAAUAAUUAGUGAGUUUUUAAAAAUAAAUCUGUGAUUUCCAAUAAACAACUUGCAAAUUGUCA
Canis lupus familiaris (dog) is the source of this 7116-nucleotide messenger RNA. It is a transcript of the gene B3GNT5, whose product is annotated as UDP-GlcNAc:betaGal beta-1,3-N-acetylglucosaminyltransferase 5. Gene Ontology annotation, biological process: brain development. Gene Ontology annotation, cellular component: membrane. The coding region runs from base 3523 to 4668 and encodes 381 amino acids. NCBI's taxonomy places the organism in Eukaryota, Metazoa, Chordata, Mammalia, Carnivora, Canidae. The transcript is spliced from 2 exons. The record is from RefSeq and is a predicted model, not a curated record.